GGCGAGCGGGGCGGCCGUGGCGGAGCGGGCCCGGCGCGGGGCAGGUCCGAGCCCGGCUCCCGGGCAGCGCUGGGCUCCGGGCCGCGUCCCCUUCCCUGCCCCGCUGCUCCCCGGGGCGCACGCCGGGCCUCGGAGCCGAGCCCUGCCCGCCCGUGCCCGCGCUGCCUGCGUGUGCUGCAGGGAAAGCCGGAGCAGGAGGAAGAGGAUCCGUUCACGCUAGGGUGAUUAAAAGCCAAGGUGUCGGGUGGUCUAUGGAUGGAUAAGGAGUGAAAGCAGGAAACAGUUGUCACAACUCGCCUGUCAAAAUCAAUUUACUAGUUUUUAGGCUCAGUUAUUUGGAAGAUAAAACCCAGCCACAAAUUAUGGCUCAUCGAUUUUCAAAGGAAGAUUUAGAUGCACAGUUUGAAGAGUUUCUGAAAGAGUCUCUUUCAGAUGAUUCACUUGGAAAUUCAAAGAAAAAGUCCAGCAUUCUUGAGAAAUUGGGACAGCCCAGGAAAAAAGAAAAGAAGAAAAAGGAUUCAGUGCCGUGGUGGUUAUCUGAGGAAGAUUCAGAUGAUGGUGGAAUUCUUGAAGCCAAUGGAAACUUUGUCAAGAUGCAGAACACUUCACAGCCUGUGGGAGAAAGCCAUGAAAAUAUGGAUGUAGAAAAGAUGCAGCUUCAGAAAAGUAAUGGAGAUGCUGUCGCUUUGAGUAGAGACAGCCUGGAAACAAAUGAUUCAGUUUUAGCUUCUGGGCCUAAUCAAAGUAUCAUGGAAGUUGGAUUGGAUACUCUGGAAGAACAAGAGGAAAAAGAGAUCUUCUUUGCCAAGCUCGAGCAAGAAGCUUCCUCUACCAUUGAUUAUUCAAGAUUAAAUAAAGAGCUGGAUUCCAAUGAUUCUGUCAUACUAGCACCAUUUGUACGAAAUGAAAACGCUGAAAAAGAAGAAGAAGAAGAAGAACCUGCACAUGAAGAGAAAUCUGGUAGCUACAGUGAAGAUUUUGAAGAAGAAACAGAUACUAAUCCUGCCCUUAAAACUGAGGGAGAUCAGGUAAAUCAAAACAUCGUGUCAGAAGUUGAUCUAAGUCCUCAAGAGCAGGAAGAAGCAAACACUGGCAUGCUGGCAAAAGUUGUAUUGCUUGAUUCACAAGAUUCUACUGUAGAACUUCAGAAGGUCAUUGAAACACCUGAUGUAGCUCCAGGCAAGCAUGAUCAGCCUGAAGAAGUCAGUGCAGUUGAAAUGAAUGAAGCAGGUACUUCCUAUGGACAAAGCACCAGUGACAUGGAAGCACUACACCAGGCAUAUCAUCACAUUGAUCAGUCUUUGCAGGACACUGAUGAGCAGAAACUGCACAAUUCUGCAGUGGCAGUCUCAGAAGGUUUAAGGCAAAGCAUUUCACAAAAUAAUGACAUCUAUGCAAAAAACAUGUCAACUGUUGAUUCAGAUUUACCUACUGUGGAAGAAUUGAUGAAAACAAUUAAAGGACAUAUGUGUAAUAUGAGAAAUUUUGAUGUGGACCCUGAAAGUCCUGUGAAACUGGUAGGCAGCACAGAAAAUGACCUCAUGAGCCACUCACCCUUGGAAGACCCCCAGAGUAAUACAGCUUGGGAGAAAAACUUAGUUGAAAAGUUUAACAGAGAAGAAAGCAUCUUUCUGCAGACAAGUGUGAAUGAUAACUUUCAAAGGAUGACUGAGAAAGAAAUUCAGACCAGUGAAGUACAGCCUGAUAUACUAAGAGAAAAAAUAGGACAAGACUCUCUGCUUUCAAAAGGAAGCAAAACUAAAAAAGCUCUUCGGUCUUGUUCCUUGAAGAAUGAAAGAUCAGAAUCAAUGACAACCAAACCAAUGUCAUAUAAGAAUAUCAGAAGUCCAGCACCUGUACAUAAAAAGAAACCUUCACAUGGUCCUCAUGGACUGGUUAGAAGUUCUGGCUAUGGGAAACCCAGUUUACUUUCAAAGCAGUCUUUUCCAGUUAGUGAAAAGAAAACACCAAAAGAAACUUUCAAAAAGACCUUUAUGAAAGCCAAAAGUCCUGCAGAUAGAGCAAAAUCUAAAGAAGCCUUGUUUGCUACUAGGAUAAUAAGAUCUGCAACAAAUGAACCAACUUUGGAGGGAAGUAUUAACAGAGUUUUGUCUGGCCAGUCAGUUGUUAGUAAUCUUGGACACCAGGCUGUGGAUUAUAACAGGCAAUAUCAUCAUGACUUGCCAUUUUCCCCUUUCAAAAGUUGUGAUAGAGAGCUGUAUUUGUUAAAACGAGUGCAAGCAGCAGAGGAGGAGCUGAACACAGCUCGGGAUUUGAUUCAGCAGAUGGCCAGCAAGCUUUCACAAAAAGAGAAGGAGAUGGAGGCCAAGGUAGCGGAACUGAAAACACAGCACGAAAAGGAGCUUUCCCGCCUGGGUCAGGAAAACUAUGUUCUUCAGAGUAAGCUAAGAAAUAUGGAAGAGAUGGCCCAAGAAAAGAGGUGGAGCCAUUCAGCAACAAUUCCUGUAACUGAGGAAAAACUGGCACAGAUACAAAAAGAGAUUGAAGAUCAAGAAGUCAUUAUUCAAGGUUAUCAACAGGAAAAUGAGAGAUUAUACAAACAAAUGAAAGAGCUACAAAUCCAAAACAAAAAAAAUGAGGAACAAAUGUUUAAGGAGAAUCAGUGCUUAAAGUCUGAAUUAGUACACUUAAGAGAAAAGAUAGAGAAGACUAAUAACCACUCACGAAUCAUGCAGGAUUCUGAACCAGCCAGAAAUCAGAGUUUCACAGAAUUGAUUUCAGAGCUUCGGGCAGCACGGAAAGAAGAAGCUAAAUUACAGGAAGAGAUAAGACGUCUAAAACAAGAUAAGCAAGCUCUUGAGGUAGACUUGGUACAAGCCAAGAAAGAGAGAGACUUAGCGAAAGUCCAGAUUGCAUCUACAUCAAGUGAGAAGUCUUAUGAAUUUAAAGUUAUGGAAGACUCAUACAAACAGGAAAUUACUCAUUUAAAAAAAAGACUUCAAUGGUAUGCAGAAAAUCAAGAUCUUCUGGAUAAAGAUGCAGCCCGUCUUAAAGAUGCAAGAGAAGAAAUUGAGAAACUAAGACUAGAGGUUGAGAAGCUCAGAGCUGAUGCAGGAGAUCAGUGUGUGCAACAGAAGAAACGUUUGCGAGACAGAGCAGCGGAUGCUAAAAGAAUUCAGGAUCUUGAGCGACAAAUCAGAGAAAUGGAAGGAAUUCUAAAAAGAAGAUACCCAAAUUCUUUGCCUGCUUUGAUUUAUGCUGCUGCUGCUGCUGAGAAAACAAAUGAUCUUUCAGCUAAAACAAAUACAGUUGAAUUUUUGGAGAGAAGAAUAAAGAAAUUAGAAACAGAACUUGAAGGUAAAGAUGAUGAAGCUAAGAAAAGCCUCCGUGCCAUGGAACAACAGUUUCAAAAAAUAAAGAUACAGUAUGAACAAAGACUUGCAGAGCUUGAGCAACUUCUUGCCUAUGAAUUUAUGAAUGAAACACCAAAACUGAAUGGUGAUAAAGCCACUUCUGCAGAACUUGAACAGGAGCUUCAAAAUCUAAAGGAGACCCAUCAGAUCACUGUUGGAAACCUGCAAACAGAAAUUGAAAAUCUUAAAAGUCAAAAUUCCCAAUUAAAACUCAGAAGUAAAAAUGAUAAUAAAGAGUUAGAAUCCAUGGACCCUAAGAUAAAACAUGGUAACACAAAAGACAGGUUGUUAAAACUAAAUGAAGAACUGGUAACCAAAAAUAGAGAAAUACAAGACCUCACAAAAACUGUAGAGAAACUUCAAAAAGAAAGGAUGGUGAUGUUGUCUGAAAAUAAUUUGAGAAAUAGAACAAACACUAAUGGAAACUCUCCAGAGGUCUUGAAAAAGAAUACCUCAGCAAGAGAUAGAAGGAAUUCCAACAACAAUGAACCCUGUCUAAGCAUUUUCAGUGAUGACAAAAUACAGCAACCACAUACCUUUUCUGAUUCUCAUCUCUCGGAAGUUCUGCAAGAAAAUGCACAUCUGAAAGAAGAGCUGGAGAGACUGUCCCUAGAGAUGAGCCAGCAGCGGGUGACGUCUCAAGCAGCACUGGCUUAUUCUGAAAGUAACAUGCGAAGGAUGCAGGAAGACACAGCAGAAUACAUUGCAUCUCUGAAGGCUUCCCACCAGAGGGAAGUCGAGAAGCUGGUUUGCCAGCAUGCAAAGGAACAUUCUACUUCUAAAGUAGCUGAACUAAAGAACAGAAUUUCAACACAGGAGAUAUUAAUAAAACAUCUUCAAGAACAACUUGGUGAACAAGAGAGACAUCAAGAAGCUCUUCUCAUUUCACAGAUAAGAGAGCAACUCCUACAAAAAGAGGUUACAAAACUGUUGGAAGAACUGAGAGAGGCUAGGGAGAGCCAGAGUCCUGAAAUGAAACAUUUCUUGUGCCUGGAAAAGAAAAUCAAGCAUAUAGAGAGCAGACAUGCAGAAAGAGAGCAUGAAAUUCAGAAGGCAACCCAACUGACACGGCACAUUUCUGAAGUAAGGCAAACCCAGGAGGUUGAGAAGUGGCGAAGGCUGGCACAGCAGAAGAAUCAGGAGCUGGAGAAAUUUCGAAUAGAGUUGGAUUCAAUACUAGAUGUCUUACGGGAGCUGCAGAAGCAAGGGGUUGUUAUUCCUGCACCUGAUCCCAGUGGAUUCAGAGUGACAGACAGCUGUUGGAACACAUGAUUAGGUAGUAGUUAAGUAGAGCAGCAGAAUUUUAAUAUUCAGAGUUAUAUAUUGAAAAUGUUGUUGAAAGUCAUUAUUCUAAGGUGUAUAAAUUGCAUUGCAUUCUGAUUCUUCACUCUCAUAUCCAGAGGCAGAUUUGCAUUGAGCAAUAUUCUAGUCAUACUGUAAUUCUUUUAUUUUAUUAGUAAUAAAUUUACAUUUUUUUAAUAAUAGGAAUGUUGAGGUUAUUCCAUAAACUCAACUACCAUUGAAAAACUUCCUUUUUCACAGACUGUGGAACAUGCCUGAAUAUUUUAAAGUUUGAUUUCUUACUUGUCUUAUAGUGAUUGCUUUGCAAAAAAUUUGAGUAGUAAGCUGUUUGGUUUGUAUGUUUAGUGUAUGGCAUUAAUGUAUUUCAUUCCAUAGGGCAGGAAAUGCAUCUUUUUCCAACAUUUUCUUCUCUCCCUCCAAUUCAUAUAAUAUUCCUUCCCUUACCUUUAAGACCCCUUUCCACUUUAGUGAAUGAUUGGAGGGCUGGAACAGAGCAGGCAUUCCCUGCUGGUGCUCAAAUUCAAGCUGUUCUUUCUUUCUUUCUUUCCUUUUCAGGUAAUUCCUACUGUGCUGGUAAGACUGAUGGCAGAGUGGGUCUAGCUGAAUUCUUACAGGGCAGAAAAAAAUCUAUAAAAUACAGUGUGAGAGUAGUUAUUGGCAUCCCUUUUAAAAGGGAAGGCUGUACUGAUAAGUUUUUUACAAUGGGCUGUUCAGGAUGUGACAUAGUAACUACCCCUGUUGGUGGUCUUGACAGACCAGUCAGAUGUGAAGACUGUGCUAAAGCCCAGACUUCAGGGAUGUGUAGGUGGGGAAAUUUAGAGUUAAAAUAUUGAGCAAGUUAGGAAGUUAGGAAAGGGGCUGGAAAAAAAAAAAACAACAACAACCAAAAAAAAAAAAAAAAAUCAACCCACAUAACUGAAAACCAGACCAAAAUAUCAAAUGUGGAGUUAACUUUCUGCUGGACUGACAGGCAUCAUGACAGGUAACACACUGAAUGUUACAGGUAUAUAGGAUCAAUUCCUGUGACAGCACAAAUAAUGUGUACCUUAGGGUGCUACACUUUUGGGCUCUUCUUUCAAGAAAGAGAUGGACCCAGGGGAGGGGAAGAAGAAUCAUCACUCCAGAAAAUGUAGCCCUAGGAACCUCUGAAGCCAAAGGAGCUGCAUUUGGUGGUUGGAAGGCAUGCUUUCCCAAUAAAUCAGUACAUUAUUAGUUUGAAGUUUCAGUGGCUGCAAGUCCUUAAGAAUUCCAAAGCAUAAAUUGAGGUUGUAUCUCAAUCAACUCUACUUAUUUAGGGCAAAGAAAAGAUGAAAGCCAGAAUCUUAGAUUCCUGAGAACCUGCAGUAUUGGUUGAAACUAGCAUUUAAGUCAGAUAUGGAAUAGUUCAGGUCUGUGCAUGUAUGUUUUUGUAUCAUGAUCUUCAGGGACCAGCUAGUAAAUGUGCAUUUUCUCUCAUACAAGUAUGUGGCUGAGCAUGCAUAAAAACAGAAGAGUAUAAAAAUUAUAUCAUAUAGACAUCAACAGUGCUUAAGGAUUUUUUUCUUUUUGGCCCAUACACAAACUUGAAAUGAGCCUGUAUACACAUAUAUAAUAUAUAUACAUAUAGUAAUUUAAAAAGGAUAGUCGAUUGCCAAUUAAUAUGGUAAUCUUGGUUGUUCCAUGUUCAGAUAUUUUCAGUAUUUCUAUUUUGUCCCCAUCUAAAAAAAUAUUAGUCUAUAUUAAUAAAAUGUGUAAAUAUAAAAAUUCUCUGUAUAUAAAAUGCUAGCUGUGUGUAAAUAUGAUGCAUUUUCUUGAUUUGGGUCUGUUUUGCAAAUAAAAAGGAUAAAAAUUGAAUAAUUUCAACUAAUAUAUUUCCUGUACAAUUUCCUAUAUAGAUAACACUACAUUAAAAUGUGUGACCUGAAGUUAAGGAUGUUUUUUCCAGCUACUGCAGCCCUUGUGCUUCCAGAGAGGCCAGGUCCUGGAUGGAGUUCCUAGGAGAGGAAUCCUAGAGAAGCAUUUCUGCUCACUGGAAACUCUCUCUCACGUAUGUUCAUGUAUGCCCUAAUGUUCAUGCAGUUGAUUCAAACACU
This is a messenger RNA of Oenanthe melanoleuca, 6748 nucleotides long. It is a transcript of the gene CEP162, whose product is annotated as centrosomal protein 162. The coding region runs from base 363 to 4646 and encodes 1427 amino acids. Lineage: Eukaryota; Metazoa; Chordata; Aves; Passeriformes; Muscicapidae. The transcript is spliced from 28 exons. Gene Ontology annotation, cellular component: centriole; centrosome; axonemal microtubule. The record is from RefSeq and is a predicted model, not a curated record. Gene Ontology annotation, biological process: cilium assembly.